Molecule: messenger RNA, 761 nt
Organism: Erigeron canadensis
Lineage: Eukaryota; Viridiplantae; Streptophyta; Magnoliopsida; Asterales; Asteraceae
Product: FCS-Like Zinc finger 3-like
Exons: 2
Coding region: 106-384 (92 amino acids)
Biological process (GO): regulation of DNA-templated transcription
Molecular function (GO): zinc ion binding
Source: RefSeq, a predicted model, not a curated record
CCACUCUCUCUUCUCUCAAUUGCUUAGUCUAACAUACGCACUAUAAAGCAUAUUUUAGCAAUAGCCGGCCCAACAAAGCUCUUUUUCCACUAGUAAACAUACACAAUGAGUUCUACCUUGCUAACGUACGCAGGUGGUGAAAAUACCACUUAUUUUCUUGAAGCUUGUAGUUUUUGCUCAAAGCCACUUGGUCAUAAUAGUGACAUAUACAUGUACAGAGGGAACAAACCAUUUUGUAGCCAGGAGUGCAGGCAAGAACAGAUUGAUAUUGAUGAAAAAAGAGAGAAAAGAUGGAGAGUAUCUAGGAAAACAAAAGAAACAAACAAGAAAUCAGCCACAGACAACAAAAAUAAUGUUCAAACAGGAACUCUUGUUGUGGCAUGACAACAAAAAUAAUACAUGUGAACCCAUAAAUUAUAUAUUUAAAACCCUUUUUGAAAUGAAAAUAUAUGAUGAAGGGGAUGUUAAGGUAUUAAUUUGUGCUUGACUUGGUAUUGUUGUAUAUAUAAAAUCAUAAAUCAUAUAUCAUAAUAAUAAUUGAUGAUGAUGAUGGAUGAUGAUGAUGAUGGGUUUUGAUGGUGGUAAAUUUUGGUGAAUGGUGGAGGAGGAGAAAGGGACUUUUUGAGACAAUUUUGGUUGUAUUUUAGGUUGAUGUAUUUUUGGGUGUUGAAUUGGUCAAUUCUGUUGUAACUUGUAAGAUAACAACAACUAUUUUAAUGCAAAAUAGACGUAUCAAAAUUUUGAUAUGUUUAAAACGUAAA